AUGGCAUUGGUUGUGCCUGCCCUUCCUUUCACGUUCGUCGUUCAUUUUCUUACCAUUAUAAGUUACAAAUCUCUUGCAUUGAAGAAAGAGUUGAAGAAGCUGAUACAUCUUGUUUUGCACGCUAUCACAAUAGCACUUGGAAUCAUUGGAAUCUAUUGCACCUUCAAGUACGAUAAUGAAAGUAGGAUUGCCAGUCUGUACAGCUUGCAUUCCUGGCUUGGAAUUGUUGUCAUUUCCCUUUACUACAUUCAACUUGAGAUAAUGAACAAGGAGCAAGGACAGAGGAUGCUAAAUGAUUGA
Messenger RNA from Prosopis cineraria, 300 nucleotides. RefSeq names its product transmembrane ascorbate ferrireductase 1-like. Gene Ontology annotation, molecular function: oxidoreductase activity. Bases 1 to 300 code for a protein of 99 amino acids. The transcript has a single exon. Lineage: Eukaryota; Viridiplantae; Streptophyta; Magnoliopsida; Fabales; Fabaceae. The record is from RefSeq and is a predicted model, not a curated record.